This is a messenger RNA of Rotaria sordida, 1905 nucleotides long. NCBI's taxonomy places the organism in Eukaryota, Metazoa, Rotifera, Eurotatoria, Philodinida, Philodinidae. The record is from the annotation of a GenBank genome assembly.
AUGAUUGAUUUGAACUUUGCAGUUGUAACAGUGAGUACAACUUGUUAUGAUGAUCCAAUAAACGAUCAUUCAGGACCUGCACUUAUUAAAUAUAUGGCAGAUAAAUCAAAUGAAAAUAUUCAAUGGAUACAUCUAGCAUCUACAGUUGAAACACUGUUGAAAUUAAGUGAUGAAUUACGACCACAUUUAAUAUUGACAACUGGUGGAACAGGAAUUAGUCCGGAUGAUGUCACACCAGAAGCUACACGUGAUAUUAUUACAAAGGAAAUUCCUGGUAUAUCACAAACAAUGAUCGCAAAAUCAUUGGCAAUUACUCCAAUGGCAAUGAUUUCGAGACCCGUAUGUGGUAUUUAUCAACAAACAUUAAUUAUCAAUCUACCCGGUAGUAGUAAAGGAUGUGUAGAAUGUCUAGAUUUUGUUUAUCCAAUUUUAAAACAUGCUAUCGAUUUAAUUCAAAAUAAACGUACUGAAGUGGAUAUUACACAUUCUGCUAUGCAAAUAAAAACGAAUAGAAAACAUCAUUCUUGUGGUGGUGAUCAUCAUCAUCAUCAUCAUCAUGCUGAAACAAGUAAUAAAGGUGAACGAUUACGUCAUUCUCCAUUUCCAAUGAUAUCUGUUGAUGAUGCAAUGAAUAUUAUUUUUGAAUAUGCUAAUAAAAUGCCAAUAAUUGAUAAGCCUCUAACUGAAUGUUUGAAUUACGUAUGUGUUGAAGACAUUUAUGCUAAAGAACCAUUUCCACCUUUUCGAGCAUCUAUUAAAGAUGGUUAUGCUGUUCGUUUAUAUUCUGAUCCAUCUCAUGAAAAAAUCUAUGAAAUUAUUGGACGUUCAGAUGCUGGAGGAGAAAAUACUAACAUUCCACUUAUGGAAGGUCAAUGUGUAGUAAUCAAUACGGGUGCUAAAUUACCUGAUUCUGCUAAUGCUGUUAUUCAAAUUGAAGAUACACAAGUUCAUGAAUAUCAUCCAACAAAAACAGAUGGUUUAGAUGAGAAAAGUAUUCGUAUAACUACCGAAUGUUCAAUGAAUCAAGAUAUUAGAAACAUUGGCGAUGAUGUUCAUAUUGGUGAACUUGUUUUAGAAAAAAAUGUUCGUUUAGGACCUGCUGAAUUAGGUCUACUUGCUACAGUUGGUUUACGAACAGUACGUGUUUAUGAUAAACCACAUGUUGUUGUUCUUUCAACUGGCAAUGAAUUAAUGCCAAUUGAUGCGUCAUCAAGUGAUAAUGGAAAAAUUCGUGAUAGUAAUAAAAUAAUGCUUAUGAGUGCAUUACAAAAUUUAAAUAUACUAAAUGUUAUUGAUGGUGGUACAGCAAAAGAUGAUGAAACAUCCGUUAUUCAAACAUUACAAUCAGCUUUUGAAUUAGCUGAUAUUAUUAUUUCAACAGGUGGUGUUUCUAUGGGUGAUAAAGAUCUUAUUAAAUCAAUAUUAACAAAACAAUUUAAUGCUACAAUUCAUUUUGGUCGUUUACAAAUGAAACCUGGUAAACCAACUACUUUUGCUACAUGUGAAGUUAAUGGAAAGAAAAAAUUAUUCUUUGGUUUACCAGGUAAUCCCGUAUCAGCUUUAGUUACUUAUUGGUUAUUUGUUGUUCCUACACUUAAACAUAUGAUGGGACAUAUACAACCUCAUCAUCCAAUAAUUCGUGUUCAGCUUAAUCAGCCUAUUGAAUAUCUUGAUCCACGACCAGAAUAUAUACGUGUAAUCAUUGAAUGGUCAACAAAAUCUUCAAUUCCAAUAGCUCGUAUUGUUUCACCUGAUAAUCAAUGUAGUUCACGUUUACUUAGUGCUCGACGUUGUACAGGUUUGGCACGUUUACCAAGUAAAACUGAUGUUAAUUCAUCAUUUUUUAAUAUUAAUCGAGAUGAUCUUGGUCAACAAGUUGAUUGUUUGCUACUUCUUGACAUAUAA